Messenger RNA from Hippoglossus stenolepis (Pacific halibut), 904 nucleotides. RefSeq names its product methyltransferase 21A, HSPA lysine (gene mettl21a). Lineage: Eukaryota; Metazoa; Chordata; Actinopteri; Pleuronectiformes; Pleuronectidae. Gene Ontology annotation, biological process: peptidyl-lysine methylation. The record is from RefSeq and is a predicted model, not a curated record. Gene Ontology annotation, molecular function: protein-lysine N-methyltransferase activity. The transcript has 3 exons. Bases 19 to 711 code for a protein of 230 amino acids. Gene Ontology annotation, cellular component: cytoplasm; cytosol.
GGAAGAGCCUCAGUGCGCAUGUGCAGCAGCGUCACGGGAGGAAGAAACAACAUGGCGCUGGUUCCUUACGUAGAGAACUCCUCGCCUCUCCUGUCGAAGCUCCACAGCGCGUCCGCCCAGUUCGAGUUCAACUCCCAUCGCGUCACUGUGUCUCAGGACUGGAGGAGACAUGGCGUCGCUGCCGUGCUGUGGGACGCGGCCGUGGUCCUGUCCGUGUACAUGGAGCUGGGGGAGCUGCAGCUGAAGGGCAAGCGGGUGAUUGAACUGGGAGCUGGAACUGGGCUCGUGGGGAUCGUAGCUGCUUUACUGGGAGCUGAAGUGACCAUCACUGACCGAGCGUCGGCCCUGGACCUCCUCUCCACCAACGUGAAGUCCAACCUGCCUCCAGACUGCGAGGGCUCGGCGACGGUGUCCGAGCUGACCUGGGGCCAGGGCCUGGACCGGUACCCCGCCGGGGGAUUCGACCUGGUGCUGGGGGCGGACAUCGUUUACCUGGAGGACACGUUCGUGCCGCUGCUGCAGACGCUGGAGCACCUGAGCUCGGACGCCACCGCGGUGCUGCUGGCCUGCAAGAUCCGCUACGAGCGGGACAGGAACUUCCUGAGCAUGCUGAAGGAGCGCUUCAGGGUGGAGGAGGUGCACUACGACCGGCAGAGAGACAUCCACAUCUACAAAGCCUGGAAGCUGCAGGAGCCCCGGGCGGAUUUAUGAGAAAUAAAACAGGACAUUUUACCAGAAACACAUUUAUUACCAGCUGCCAAAAAUGUAAUAUUUGAAUAGCUCUGACAUAAUGCACUGUAUCAUACAAGUUGGUGCUGACAUUUAGAAACUGUGUAUACAAAAAUCCAAAAGCAACAUAAAAAAAGCAUAUUACUGUCAUGACUAUACAUAAUACCUAAAAGAA